Messenger RNA from Pelodiscus sinensis (Chinese soft-shelled turtle), 5520 nucleotides. It is a transcript of the gene COBLL1, whose product is annotated as cordon-bleu WH2 repeat protein like 1. Gene Ontology annotation, molecular function: actin monomer binding. NCBI's taxonomy places the organism in Eukaryota, Metazoa, Chordata, Testudines, Trionychidae. The record is from RefSeq and is a predicted model, not a curated record.
CCCGUAGCAGCGGCUCAGGCGCUGUGCUGGGGGAAGAGGAAAAUUCCAGCGCGGAGGAGGCCAGCUCUGCCCCCGCCUCCCCUCAGCAGGGCGCGCGAGAGGCUGGGCUGCGCUGGCCCGGCUCUCGGGGCGGAGCGGGGCAGCGCGGGGAUCCAGUGGACUGCCCACGGCGGACAAGGCAGCGGAACCGCGGGUGCCGCAGGGGGCGGCUCCACGUGCCAAGUUUUCUCCGCGCCGCGGUUUCCCAAGAAGAAAAGCUCAACCUACAGCUCCUCUUCCUCCAUCUGAAACAAAAAAAAAUUUGAAGUUUCUUUAUUUGAUGAUACUGAAGCAACUGAUUACACCAUGGAACAGAAAGAGAAUGUAAUUGAUAAGGACCUAGAAUUAUCAGUAGUCCUUCCAGGGGAUAUGAUCAGAUCUACUACUGUGAAUGGCAGCAAACCCAUGAUGGACUUGCUGAUUUUUCUCUGUGCACAGUAUCAUUUAAAUCCAUCAGGCUAUACCAUAGAUCUGAUUUCAGCAAAGAAGAGCCAGAUUAAAUUCAAACCGAAUACACCUAUUGGAAUGCUUGAAGUAGACAAGGUGAUUUUAAAGCCAAAACAUAUGGAUAAGAAAAAGCCUACUCCUACAAUGCCAGAGCAAACAGUAAGAGUAGUAGUCAACUACAAGAGAACACAGAAGACUAUAGUGAGAGUGAGUCCACAUGAACCUCUUCAAGAGUUCAUAGCAAUUAUCUGUAGAAAAUGUGAGUUUGAUCCUUUGCACACUGUAUUGCUGAAGAAUUACCAGUCUCAGGAUCCCCUUGAUGUAACAAAAUCUCUCAAUGACCUUGGACUAAGGGAGUUGUAUGCAAUGGAUGUCAAUAAAGACACUUCAGCUGCUGACUUCAAUUUAUCCUCUUUGCAAGAUUCCUGCCACAUGUCUCAAAACCUAAGUACUUUGAAGGAGAAAGAAAAUAAAGGAUUUUUCAGCUUUUUUCAGCGAAGCAAGAAGAAACGAGAACAAACUGCCAGUGCCCCAGCCACUCCUGUGAUGAGCAAGGCCAGGCCAACUUUUAUCAACCGAUCUAACACCAUUUCCAAGCAAUAUGACUCCAACACAUUGCCAUCUGAAAUGCCAAAGAAGCGGAGAGCACCCUUGCCUCCAAUGCCUUCAUCUCAAAGUGUCCCACAGGAUCUUGCACAUGCCCAAGUCAGACCCACAUCAUCCUGUAUAGUGAAAUCAAGGAGUGUUGAUGAAAAUGAACAGGGGCAGUCAAAACUAGGAAUCGUGAGAACAGGUUCUCUGCAGCUCAGUGGCACAUCAUCUGUUAAUUCCUCUAUGAGAAGGACUAAACGCAAAGCUCCUUCCCCACCCUCGAGAAGACCACAAAACCAAAGUGACAACAGUAAAAGAACUGCAUCAGAGUCUGCAGAAUCAAUCCCUACUGUACAAAGUAUUGUGGAAGAAAGAGACACAGAAGUACGAUUUCCAACAGGUGAUUGUUCUGUGAGUGCAGCUGGAAUUUGCUCUGAGUAUAGACUGGAUGAGAUCAAUGAAAAGGAAGAAAAGAAUAUACGACUCAAAGAAGAAAAUGAUAGUGCAGAUAGCUCUUCUAUGACACAAGAGGUUUCUCCUGCCUUCGUUUCUACUGAUGCAUCACUAGAUACCAAAAAAAAAGAUUCUGCUCCAUCAUCUUCAGUUUUUGGCAGUAGUUCUGUAGAGAACCCACAAAGUUCCAAGGAAGAAAAUAUGAGCACAGAUGGCAAAGGACCAUACAAUAAGAUAGACAGUGAGCACAUUACAUUUGAAAAUAACAAGAAGUUGGGAAUAUUGGAUCCAGACAAAAAUUAUGAUUGCAGUGGCACAGGAUUCCUUCUGGCAACCACAGGAGAAAAAGAAAAUCAACCUAAGAUGGAGGAAAUUAAUACAGCAGAUGUCAGAGAAAAAAAUAAGCUUGAAGCUAACAGACUAUCAAACUGCCAAGAGUAUAAAAAUGAUAUCUCUACAAAUCAGGAUAAUUCACAAAUAAAUCUAGGAAAACAAGAUCAGAAGCUGAAUCAAACUAACAUGGAGACAGUAAAAACUCAGGAUGUCGCAAUUCAGACAGCUGCGUUGGAUAGUUUUGGCAGGACUGCGCUAAAUGAACAGGCUGUCCUUCAGGAUUGUGAGUCCUCCACAUUCAAAGAAGUAGCCCAUGUGCAGAAUUUGGAUGCGGACCAUCCACCUUUGCAGUUGAUGAAUAAAGUGCAAGAGUCUGUAACAGUUUCAACAGAAUUCAGCCAUAAGAAACAGGAAGUUGCAGAUGAUAAAACAAUCCCCAUAAAACAUCAAAGUAAUAUAUUAGAGAAUGAUUGUGGUCUUGCCUCAUCAGAGAGUGCUCCAAAAAGUCCAGUUACUUCUUCUAAUAAAGGCUACCCACUUUAUAGACAGGACUCUAAACCUAAACCCUCUAAUGAAAUUACAAGAGAAUAUAUCCCCAAAAUUGGAAUGACUACUUAUAAAAUAGUGCCUCCAAAAUCCUUGGAAAUAGUGUCUGACUCUCAACCUUGUAAUAUGUCAGACAUAAAGGAUCAGAAUGGAGCCACUUCGGAAAUGUCCCCAGAGUCUGAGCGUUCAAAAGAAUUUGGAGUACAAACUGAAAUUCUUUGGGUUUCGAAAAGUACACGUCAGUCAGAGUCUGGUUUAACUGCCAAAACUGAUUCGUAUUUUAAUAAUCAGCUGCACAAAAGUAGCAGAAUUGACAGUGCCUCAGUUUCUGAAUGUGGGCUUACUACUGAAAGCAAACAAAUAGAAACAGAAGCUUCCAAACUCAAUAUAGGCAAUGCCAUAACUCCAUUGAAGCUAAAUUCAGGUAGCACUAAUUCUUCACAUGUGGCUCAAGAAAAAUCAAGUGUUUUGAGUCCUACAAUGAAACCUAGUUCUUUUUACUUACAAAUGCAAAGAAGGGCUUCAGGUCAUUAUGUAACAUCUGCAAUUGCCAAAAGUGUCAGUGCUGCUACUAGUCCUACUCAAAGUGAGGCUAUAAAUGCAGAGAGAGAGAAAAACUUAACAUCACCAGAUCAGUCUUUUUUUCCUUUACAAAAAACAAUUAACUUUCCUGCUCAAUUAGACGAAGAAAAGAUUGAUGAGAGAAAAAUUGACACCACCUCCUCUUCUGUUAAUACUGCUAAACCUUUGAGUUUUCCCUCCUCUCAGCCAGCAACACUGAAUUUAAGAACUCUUAGAACUUUUGCAGUUCCAAAACCGUAUUCCAGUUUUAGGCCAUCUCCCUUUGCUCUUGCUGUCUCAUCGGCAGUCAAAAGAUCUCAGUCAUUCAAUAAACCACGUACCAUUGGUAGCCAGCCAUCAAGAGAGGAAUCUCCUGUUGCGCUAUCCUCAGCAACUUCCAUAGCAGAUGUAAAGAAGCAAUUUUUACAGACUUUAACAGGAGGUUCUCAAUACAGUCCAAUGGAUAAGAAAAGUAACUGUUCAAACAGUGAACAAAACACCCAGGUGCAAUCAUCAACUGACCACCCAACAACUGUCUUUGAGAGAGAAACUGCUGUAAAGUUCCAGAGCUCUGACCCAGAACAGAUCCACCAGAGUCUGAUGGCUGCUAUCCGCUCUGGAGAAGCUGCUGCCAAAUUAAAACGGGUUGCUGCUCCAUCAUAUACUGUAUCUAUCAAUGGACGAUCCAGGCUCACUCACUCAUUUUCCACAGAAGAAAAAUAUAACCAUUAGACAUUAUACCAAGUAGUUUGCACUUUAUUACCAUUGCCUAAGCCAACUUAACACUAACUGCAAAUUUUUGCCAAUGUCAAUUAUACAUUCUCAACUAAAAUACAGGAAUUUCAUGUGGAUCUCUUAAUUCUUGGGGAAGGUUUAUUAGAAUAUGUAAUUUAUAGUUAUAUUGUUGCCUUUUUUGUACAAGCUGAAAAUGCUGCUUAACUUCAAGAAAUGGUGUAAAUGAGUUUCAUUUUUGUUUAAAUGAAAAUCAAAUAUUGAUUUCAUUUUGUACUGUUAGGACUCAGUACAUGUAGCAACAUACUGAAGAUUACCAAUGAUUUAGAGGAAUCUGACAAUUUCAGAUUCUUAAGUUUGUAAUUGUAAAAUACUUUGGUUAACAAAUUACGAGUUUAAAUAUACAUCUGCCACUUGUAGCCUUAAUGUUACCUUGUUAAACUAAAUACUGUAAUUAACCGAAAAUCUUACAAUUAUAUUCAAUGAAGCACAAAUUAGAAUCUCAUAGAAUAUAGGUGUGUUUCCUUUCUUCAGCUAUGCAUUGGAAUCAAUAUCAUUUGGCUUUUAAUCUACAUAACUUUUUUUUCCUAAUAGCACAAUAAAGCAUCAGGACCAAAAUGAUCAGAAGUUUCUAUACUAUUAUUAAUAUUUUCUUAACACUAAUACUAUUUACUUUCUCAUUCUGUUCUAUAACAAGUAAUUUUUGAGAAUCGCUUUUUUCUCUUAAUAUUCUGAUAAGCAGUAAGUACCAGUUACCUUUUUAAAUAUUGUCAUCGACGUGUAGAAACAAUGUUAGGAAAAAAUGAAAUUCCAGUUUUGAAAUUUAGUGAAAGAUUAAAGAAAUAUGCUCACAUGACUUAUAACUAAAAGAUCCUAAAAUGCUUUGGAAUUAUUAAUGUAGACAGUUUAUUGUACUCUUAAAUCAUCACAGUAAUAGGUGGGGGAAGCACAUUUUACUAAAGUCUAUAGAAUACGUAUUUUGCUACUGAAAUAUAAAAACUUGAACACUCUAUGAAAAGAGAAUGCCUAAAGAAAAAGAAGAAAAAUGCAUAGUGUUUUAUCAGUUUCUUUCCUGCCAAGAUAAUUUGUAGGAGAAAAUAUGUUCAUUUCUGAUCAUAGUGUCUAAAAACUGGAUUGUAGAUAUUUUCUAAAAUAUUUCAUAUUGGGUUUUCAUUGAGAGUUAAUUGUUUCUUGGUUUUAGUCUUUAACAAUGUUUUGUGCUAUAUAAACCGUUUGUAACAUUCAAUGGUAUUUUAAUUGCACAAAUUGCUCUGUAGUUCUUCAUUUAAGAAAAGGUUUAUUUUGAAGAAUGGCAUAAUGCCAAUAUUUUUGUGCAAUAAACAGAUCAGUGUAUAUAACAUUCACUAGUUGGGAGCGGUCACAUGCAUAACUAUAUUAAAGUUGUAACCGAUUAAAAACCUUCUAAGAAUGUCCUACUAAACAAUAAUUCUUAAAUACUAGAGCAAUGAAUACGUAUUCACACAAUGCUGUUCUCAUUCAUUCUGUUUUUACCCUUAAAUCCAGUGUUUAAAUAUAUCACCUCUUUUUUUUUCUUAAAAACAAAUCCCAAAAUUUGAUUGGGAAAUGAAACAAUCUGUCUCUGUUGGGGGGGAAGGGGGCUCCCCCCAAUUGUUGCUUGAAAAAUGGUUUUCAUAGGUCACUGGAAAAAAUUGUUACCCUGUUGUACAUGCCACCAUCUUUUAUCUUUCAUGCUUCACUUUUCUAGAUGUCACUGUGUCUUUAGGGAUAUAUUUAGACAAUGUAACCAGCCAUUGCUGGUUUUGUGAAUAAAACCCACAGUUGUCCUAGUGACCCUCA